Schistocerca gregaria is the source of this 1512-nucleotide messenger RNA. RefSeq lists its product as uncharacterized. The record is from RefSeq and is a predicted model, not a curated record. Bases 33 to 1058 code for a protein of 341 amino acids. The transcript has 3 exons. Lineage: Eukaryota; Metazoa; Arthropoda; Insecta; Orthoptera; Acrididae.
UCCAGUUCAGCCGCAUCAAAGACUUAGGAGCAAUGGCACAGUUUUCAGUCUUGUCUGUGUUGUUUGUCGCUCUACCUAUUUGUUUCUCAAUGUACUAUGACGGAGAGGAAUUUCUCGAAAGGGACCCCAAGGACCUAAGAGGCUCGGAAUACGACCGACCAGUAUACGCUAUCUUCACUUCAGCCGAAGAAUAUGAUAAAUAUACAUCUUUACUGGAAGAUGGAGGUAUUCGUGCACUAGAUUCUGAAGAAGUAUCUGCACCAGAGCUGAAGGUGAUUAUAUCCGAUGGGGACCUGCACCAGGGGCUGCGCGUCGCUGGAUUCCUUAGUAACAUCUAUCCAUCACUGGCGGCAAUGGUAACUAUGUUUGUGACGUCCGCGCUGAAGAUCCCGUGGAUGCUGCUUGGUGGAGGAUCUAACAGCACUACAACCACCACCGCGGCGCCGGCAACCAAACAGGAAAAAGCACGAGUAGCCCGAUACAUCCCCUACACUGACGUUGGUGACUACAGUGAGGAAAGCGAAGUCCGCAGCCUACCCAUAGACCCCCUGCCCUUGCCAAGCACCUCCAAUACGAAUCACUUUAACACACUCGUAGAUGUUCUUCUAGGUGACUACCCCCACAGAACACACACAAAAAUGCCCUUACCAAGCACCUCGGAUAAGAACCACCAUACCUCACUCCUAGAUGUCGUUCUAGGCGACCACCCCUCCAGAACACGCACAAAAAUAUACCAUCUUCCAGCAGCAGACGGUGACUUCCAUUUUGUUACAAAAGUGGAACCACAAUCAUCAUAUAAUACAUAUGACGCACCUGCUCGUCAACCAGUAAGUGUCGCUGUACCAGUAUUGUUUCUUGUACCUUACCCAUUUCCAUACCCCGUUGUCGUUCACUUACACUCAGAGCCCGGAAAGGAUAUGAGUCAACAAAUAGAUAAUAACUUCCCUGUGAGAGUAGCUAUUGUUACAGAAAAAAAUGAAACUACGCCAGCUGACAGUGAUUCCAAGAAGGAAAACGUAGCUCUUAACGUAACUACUCCAGCUCACAAAGCAAGCUAGGAUGACCGCUCUGUAAUUUAGUUAGCAUCUACUUCUUAUACAUGAAAUAGUUAAAAUAUUUUAUUAAUUGACAUAUUUCAAUUCUGUUUAUGAGGAUUAGGUAUGUCAAAGGUUGUAUUAAAGUGGGCUCUGUUGGAUAAUAGUAAUGAAACGAAAUAUGAGCUAGAGAAAAUAAAUAAAGAAAUGGUUCUGAAAUAAUGAAACAUUUUAUAGAAAGUAUCGUACAACUAACAUUAUGCCCCAGUAAAUGUUUUAAGGGUGUUGUUGUUAUGAAAUUUCCUUUAUGCUACACAAUUACCGUAGAGAACUUACGUUAACAUCUGAGUUACUAAUUGAAGUGCUUCGUUCAUUAUAAGAAUGUUUUCAGAGUGAAUACAACAGUCUCUACUUGCAUUUCUAUUGCAAUAUUCGUAUGUAAUUGUUGACUGAAUAAAUAAAAAUAUAGAUUUUUAAA